Molecule: messenger RNA, 854 nt
Organism: Hyla sarda
Lineage: Eukaryota; Metazoa; Chordata; Amphibia; Anura; Hylidae
Gene: IL17C
Product: interleukin 17C
Exons: 3
Coding region: 132-716 (194 amino acids)
Biological process (GO): inflammatory response
Cellular component (GO): extracellular region
Molecular function (GO): cytokine activity
Source: RefSeq, a predicted model, not a curated record
CAGGUUUGUAUAUAAAAUGUCAGCGUGCAAGGACCAAGGCAGAAUUCAGCUAAGCAAUAAGCAUCCAAUACCAAGAUAGAAUAUUCCACCUGCUGUACCCAGCAAGACUCAGGGGAUAGACAGCAACAACCAUGCAAACUCUGUGGGUCUUCCUAUUAUUGUCAGUUUGCUCUGUCAGUGUCUGCUAUGCAAAGCAUAAGUUCAACAAGCACCAUCCUGUCCGCCAUCACCCAGAGAGUAUCUACUGCUUUAGUGAAGAAGAGCUGGAAAGUUCCCCAUCAGAGGUUGUGAAUCAUUUCGUUAGCAGCAAAAUGCGUUGGGACAAAUACUCAGCAGUGAACAUUGUGAACCACCUGGAGAGCGCUGAGAGGAGAAGGAAAAGACGCAGAAGAGCAUCAGUAGACUCCUGUCCAGAUUUUAUGACUUUGGAAAGUGGACAAGCUAUGAAUGAGCGUUCCAUCUCACCAUGGACCUACCGGAUUGACACUGAUGAGACUCGGUAUCCACAGAAGUUGGCAUUCGCUCACUGUCUCUGCAAUCACUGCAUCAGUUCCGAAACUGGACAGGAGACGUCCUCCCUGAAUUCUGUACUGGUCAAGCAGAUGAUGCUGGUGCUACGCAAGAAGACCUGUCCGUAUGAACCAACCUUGUCCACCUUCACCUUGGAAUACAUAAGUGUUCCAGUGGCAUGCACCUGCUCUGUGCCACGUUACUAGGACUAACCAGCUCCUAUGGAGACCUGAUCCUACAGCCUAACUAGACACCCUGUCGUGACUAUGUCACACUAAGUUUGUUUGUUUUAGAACACUACAAGUCUUAUUGUCACUUUCCAGAAUGUAUUCAGGAGAAGUUGC